UGACGUUGACGUUUUGUAACCAAGCAACGAAAAGUCGAAAAUAAACACUUUGGUUCUCAACAAGAUCAAAUCCAUCUCUUUUAUUUUAUAAUGCGAAGUAGUCGCUAGUUUUUGGUUUGGUUUUGUAACAUCUAUUUUAGCGAUGACGAAUAUACUUUAAAAGCUUCGCCCUUAUUUAUACAUAAUUCACCUGCGUACUUUUUUUGUUCGAGAAUCCGCUCCGCCUUACAAUCAAGCAAUAAUGAUAGCGAUAAGAACCGCCUUGAGGAGCAUAGGCCAAACGGGGGCCGUAAAAAAGCUUAAAUCUUUCCACCGAACUGCCUUCAGUGAUAAAUAUCUACUCAUCACCAACGUUACGAUCUCGCUUAGUCUAUCGACGACGGGUGACGUUAUUGAACAACAAUACGAAAAGUACUCUGGUGAAUUGGAAAAAUGGGACAAACGUCGCUCCAUGAAUAUGGGCCUAUCAGGAGUAAGUGUCGGAGUGAUUUGUCACUAUUGGUACAAAUUCUUGGAUCGACGUAUGCCUGGACGUGGCCUUCGGACUGUGGUGCAAAAAAUUGCUUUGGAUCAAUUUAUUUGUUCGCCUGUUUACAUAUCAGCGUUUUUUGUGACGCUCGGUGUUCUUGAAAAGAAGACGCGCCAAGAAGUCUGGGAAGAGAUGAAGGAGAAAGCGUGGAAGUUGUAUGCCGCUGAGUGGGCGAUUUGGCCACCAGCACAGUUUGUCAACUUCUAUUGGCUCCCGACCAAGUAUCGAGUGUUCUAUGACAACAUAAUUAGUUUGGGCUACGAUAUCUAUGCAUCACAAGUGAUACAUGAUACCUCCUAAAGACGAUUAGCUUGCAGGUUCAAGUUAGAUUUAACAAAUUGAAUUGUAAAUUGUAUAGUGCUUCCAAAUAAAUGUGAUAUGAGAGCAAUAAUGA
Molecule: messenger RNA, 923 nt
Organism: Eupeodes corollae
Lineage: Eukaryota; Metazoa; Arthropoda; Insecta; Diptera; Syrphidae
Product: mpv17-like protein 2
Exons: 1
Coding region: 242-829 (195 amino acids)
Biological process (GO): mitochondrial ribosome assembly
Cellular component (GO): cytoplasm; membrane
Source: RefSeq, a predicted model, not a curated record